Molecule: messenger RNA, 1532 nt
Organism: Hevea brasiliensis (rubber tree)
Lineage: Eukaryota; Viridiplantae; Streptophyta; Magnoliopsida; Malpighiales; Euphorbiaceae
Product: PI-PLC X domain-containing protein At5g67130
Exons: 9
Coding region: 134-1408 (424 amino acids)
Biological process (GO): lipid metabolic process
Molecular function (GO): phosphoric diester hydrolase activity
Source: RefSeq, a predicted model, not a curated record
UCCAUGUCGCUAUCGCCGCCUAGCUUCAAAUCAAACCCACCCCUUUGUUUUAAGCCUUGGACUUUUGAAAACUUCCUAGUCUCUGCUAUUUCUCUCUGUUUCUCUCUUUCUCUGCCUCCCUCUUCCUCUUCCAAUGUAUGGAAUUCCGGAAAUGAAGGGAUCACAAGCUUUCUGUAUUUUCUAUAUCCAACUUCUCUUCAUUGGCCUUUGUCUCUUCGUCGCCAGUUGUUCCAGUCUCAAGCUGGGGGAGACCUGCUCAUCAGGAAGUGUUUGCGACCCUGGAUUGCGAUGCGAAACUUGCCCUGCAAAUGGAAAUACCCGCCCCAGAUGUACCCGGAUCCAGCCUUUGAGCCCGACAUCAAAAGUAAAAGGUCUGGCAUUCAACAAAUAUUCAUGGCUAACAACCCACAACUCCUACGCUCUUAUGGGCGCUAAAUCGGCGACGGGUACUGCUCUACUAUCGCCUACGAAUCAAGAGGACUCCGUUACCAGUCAACUCAACAAUGGGGUCAGAGGUCUUAUGCUAGAUAUGUAUGACUUUCAAAAUGACAUCUGGCUAUGUCACUCUUUUGGUGGUCAAUGCUAUAACUACACAGCAUUCCAACCUGCCAUCAACGUGCUAAAAGAGAUUGAGGCCUUCUUGUCUGCAAACCCAUCAGAGAUUGUCACAAUUUUCAUUGAGGAUUAUGUAACGUCCCCACUAGGCUUGACCAAGGUUUUCAAUGCAUCUGGUCUUAAUAAAUACUGGUUCCCUGUAUCAAAGAUGCCAAAGAGUGGUGAAGAUUGGCCAACGGUGGAUGAUAUGGUCCAGCAGAAUGAGCGCUUGGUGGUCUUUACUUCCAAAUCAGCUAAAGAGGCUUCUGAGGGCAUUGCUUAUAAUUGGAAAUAUGUGGCAGAAAGUCAAUAUGGGGAUGAUGGGAUGAAAGCUGGUUCAUGUCCAAAUAGGGCUGAAUCACCUCCCAUGAACACAACAACAGUAUCACUGAUUCUCCAAAACUAUUUUCCAACUAAUCCCAAUAUAACAGAAGCUUGUUUGGACAAUUCAGCUCCACUAAUUAGCAUGACCAACAGUUGCUAUGAAGCGGCUGGCAAACGGUGGCCAAACUUCAUUGCUGUUGACUUUUAUCAGAGGAGUGAUGGUGGGGGCGCCCCAGAAGCUGUGGACGAAGUGAAUGGUCACCUUACGUGUGGAUGUGACAAUAUUGCCUACUGCAGGGCAAAUGCAACACGUGGCACGUGUGAUGUCCCACCAAUUGCCCCCCCUCCCCCUGCUGCUGCUACUGGAAACUCACAAACUCCCUCUCCUUCUUCUACUCCGUCCAACAUUGCUUAUUUGGACACUAGACCAGUCCAAUCACGGUGGUUGUUGGGAACGAUUUUGACCACGUUGCUGUUAUUAUGGCUGUAAAUGUUUAUUCAGACUCGCAUCAGAAUAUUUUAUACAGAUGAAUUGUUGCUUAUUUGUGUCCUCGCAUUGAGGGUUUUAGUCAUUGGGAGAAUUAUUUAUGUUAGAUAUGCUUUGAUUUGUGUCA